This is a messenger RNA of Leptonychotes weddellii (Weddell seal), 444 nucleotides long. Lineage: Eukaryota; Metazoa; Chordata; Mammalia; Carnivora; Phocidae. The record is from RefSeq and is a predicted model, not a curated record.
AUGGCUGAAAAUACGUUGCUCAUUUACAUUAUGUCCUUUAUAAAACUGCUCUCAGAGUCCAGAAGAGGAGGCAGGUCCGUUCACAAGGAUGAGAUGCUGGGGCGCGAGGGUGUUGAUGAUGAUACAUUGAGAUUCGGGGAUUUGCUGUUUGAGGAGGAGGUGGAACAGUGUGCGGACCUGUGUCAGCGAGUCUUACACCAUUGCAGCAGCAGUGUGGACAGCACCCGGAGCCAAGCCUGCGCCACCCUCUACCUCCUCAUGAGGUUCAGCUGUGGAGCCACCAGUAACUUUGCAAGAGUGAAGAUGCAAGUAAUCAUGUCUCUGGCAUCUUUGGUGGGCAAAGCACCAGACUUUAACGAGGAGUACCUGAGAAGAUCCUUGAGGACGAUCUUGGCCUAUGCAGAAGAGGACACAGCCAUGCAGGCCACUCCUUUCCCCACCCAG